GUUUCUAUUUGGAAAGCUGCACAGUCGCAGCAUAAUCAGAGUGGAACGGCACUGGAGCGCUAACAACUUGAUCUUGCACUAUAGCUCAGUCAGGAGCGCGGUCACAGCUGCAAUACAGUUUAGAACACAAGCAAGCGGUUUGCGCACGACGGAAAUCGUUUUGGAUAACACACUCGACUUUCUUUUACCUGAAGAAUACCUAUUUGAACUGGAUGUUCAUGGAAUAGAUGCACUAUUUUUUAGCCAUGCACUUAAGUUUUUUUCCUUUUUGGAAAUCAGAAAUCUGGAAUUCUGACACCUGUCAGCAAGGCGAUCUACAAAAUCAAUAGGCAACAUUUAUCAAUAGUAACAUUUCUUUAAGAUAAUGGUAUUAUUUUAGGAGGAUAAAUGUUAUCUUUCCCCGAUUACUAAUUACUUGUAAUGCUCCUUGAUGGUAAAACAUCCCAUUUAAGCAACAGUGAGCUAAAUCCCACCUAUCAACGUGUUGGGGUUCGCAAUCUUCAUUAUUACUACUAUAUAGAUGGGAGAGCCUACUAUAGAUUAGACAAACCUGACUUUUUUUUCCAAGAUACUUUCCUGACCCUCUCCGAAUCAACUCGCUCGAAAACCUCAGUAAGACCUUGUUUGGGACAGUACUCUACGCAAAAGGGGUCCUGAAAGAAGCUAGUGCUCUCUCGCCGGAGCGCUGUCCCGCGCGCUGAAGUGCUGAGGAGAGACCCCGUCCAGCACGCGCCCAUAAAUGCCCAGCCGAUCGCGGGGUCUCGAGGAUGGGCGGCAAGAAGAGCUCGUGCAUUCUGCUGCUCGCGGCGUUUGCGGCAUUCCUGAGGCUUGGUAGCGCGGAGGGGGACCCACUCCCUCCGUCCCUGGUGGUUAUGGUAAGGGACAGCCCCAUCUCAUCGAUAGAAGACUUGAAGAAGCUGCUGGACACUGACUCCGUAGAAGAAGAAUCAGACAACCAGACAACCAAUGAAAUCCACUCCAGCGAUGCUCAUCACCGAGUUCCCAGAAGCCUCAUGGCGAGCGCUGAGCCGGCGCUGCAGGCUGCGUGUAAGGUGCGCACGGAGGUGUUGGAGGUGACGCGCUCCAUGCAUGACCGCACCAACGCCCACUUCAUGCUGUGGCCACUCUGCGUGGAGGUGCAGCGCUGCUCUGGCUGCUGCAACAGCCGCACCUCGCAGUGCGUGCCCGUCGUCACGGAGACCAGGCAGCUGCAGAUGACCAAGAUCACCUAUGUGAACAUGCGGGCACACUUUGAGAAGGUCAUCAUACCCGUGGAGGACCACGUGAGGUGCAGCUGCCAGCCUCUGACCUCGCCCCACGCCGGCCGUACCUCGACGGCGCGGAAGCCCCAGGCCACCCCGCCGCCCCCUCCUGCCCCGCGCGUGGCCCACAAGCCCCCGCAGCCGCACGGCCACACCAAGGAGGACCUGCACCGGCACGACCAGCUCAAGCAAACACAGCGGCUGCACCUGGACGAGCGCCUGGGCCAGGAGCGCCUCUGGCAGAACAAGUACAGCCCAUCGCACACGGCCGGGGAACCCCCGCACCACACGCCCGCACGCCGCAUGGACUACCAGGCCCCGCCGCACCACCACACCACCACCACCCCCCGCCAGCACCCGGGGGGGGGGGGCCGCAGAUCGGGAGGGGGAGCUGGGGGCCGGACAGAUGCCGCCUGGAGCUCAGCCGUCCCUCGGCGACGGCGGACCAGCGGAGGACGGGAGGACGCCGACGCUCCAGCACGGCAGCGGAGACGACAGCAGCAGACGGGCGCUGGGUGGGGCGCAGCAUCAGUACCACCAGCAGCAUCCGCAGCAGCAUCAGCAUCAGCACCAGCAGCAGCAGCAGCAUCAGUACCAGCAGCAGCAGCAGCAGCAUCCGCAGCACGGCGACAGGCUCAUGGUGGGAGAGCAGCCGAGGCAUCUGCCCACACAGUCCGGCGCGCACAUGCUGCGGGACGCCACCACGCCUCACCAGCCACAACACGGACCGCCCUACCACCACGGCCAACCAGACGCUCCCGUUUACCACCACAGCCAAUCAGACAUGGCCGGUCAGCCGCAUGUCCAACCAGAAGGGAGUAGCCAUCAUAGUGCGUCGGAGGGGAGCAGUCCAUUCGAUCCGAACCAGUCAGAGCUGACCAACGGCCAGAGAGCAGCGGAGGACACCGAGGAGGAGAGGAAGAGGUUACACGCAGAGGAGUUAGAGAGGGAGACGGACAGGCAACA
Messenger RNA from Alosa sapidissima (American shad), 2228 nucleotides. It is a transcript of the gene pdgfba, whose product is annotated as platelet-derived growth factor subunit B. The record is from RefSeq and is a predicted model, not a curated record. The coding region runs from base 768 to 2084 and encodes 438 amino acids. Gene Ontology annotation, molecular function: growth factor activity; platelet-derived growth factor receptor binding. Gene Ontology annotation, cellular component: membrane. Gene Ontology annotation, biological process: positive regulation of cell population proliferation; positive regulation of MAP kinase activity; platelet-derived growth factor receptor signaling pathway. Lineage: Eukaryota; Metazoa; Chordata; Actinopteri; Clupeiformes; Clupeidae. The transcript is spliced from 5 exons.